CCCCAGUAUUCCACUUCAGCUCAGUCCAGCAGCUCUCAAGAGGAGGAGGAGACUCGGACCCGUCAGUCAGCAGCAAGAUUUCACCUUUCAGUUUUGGAAACAGCAAGUAGCCAGGAGAGCUAAAAGGGGGACCAGACAGAUGUAGAAACCACGUGCCUGGAGGCAGAGGUUGAAGAUUCGUGAAUUCGUCUAUUUUUUUGUGUGCUUUGGCUGAAACUUGCAGACUAAGAACGUUCUUGCCCAGAACUUGCCUCUGUUUUCUGACUUCUUCAGCAGCAGGAGGAGGAGGUGUUCGCUGUGCAGAGAUCCUCUCUACAUCCUCAGGAUUUAAACUAGAACAGCACUGCUGUCCGAGUCUGAAAACGUACUUCUCUAGUAUAUACAACUUAUUUUUAAAUAAAAUUAAACCUUCUCUUGAAAUACUGAAUAAAGAAAGAUGUUUAAAUAACCGAAUACGAAGGAAGCCUGAAUAAGGCAUUAAAAAGUUAAAUCGUCUACCAGUAAGGACAGAAGCCUUCCUGGGUACAUCGUUUCUACUUUUGGUUUAGUUGCACUAACAAAAUGAAGGACGAAUUCACAGAAGAGGAAGAGAUACAGUCAUUUGGAUACAAGAGGUUUGGCAUUCAAGAAGGCACACCGUGCACCAAAUGCAAAAACAACUGGGGUCUGAAGUUUUCCAUCAUACUGCUCUAUGUUUUAUGUGCCUGCUUAACUAUCACUGUGUCUGUCCUGGCAUACAAAGUUGUAGAAAAAAUGGACAACGUUACAUUGGGAAUACAGGAGACACAGCAGACUUACCACUCCCAAUUCUCAAGUAUGGAGUCGAACCUCAAGGAUAUUGGCAUUAAGAGUGGCAAGGAUGCAGAAAGCACCAACAGUGAACUUUCAACUUUUAAAUCAGAGCUUCAGAAUUUACAGCAGCUACUGAAUGAUACUGCAAAUAAAGCUACAAAGAGCAAAACUACACUGGAUAAAUUGUUAGAGACUGGAGACAAUCUACAGGCAAAUCAGACCAGUUUACAAAAACUACUAGACAUCAAUGCAAAUAUGAUUAAAUAUAUCAACCAAACUCUAAAUGUAUACAAUGAGUAUGUCACUGGCCUUCAACAAGACACCACUAACCUUCAAACGGAUGUGCAGAGUCAAAUGAAUGCACAAAGCCUAGCAGUGUUAAAUAUUAAUAUUCUGAAUCAGACACAAACACAGCAAAGAAAUCUCAUCAUCAUUCUCCAGAAGUCAGUAGAUGACACAAGCCAGGCCAUCCAGAAGAUCAGAAAUGACUUCCAGAGCUUUCAGCAGACAGUCAUGCAGACACGGAAGGACACAGAUUGGCUGAAAGAGAAGGUACAGAAUUUACAGGCUCUGGCCCUUAACAACUCAAAUUUAGCCAAAGCCAAUAAUGACACACUAGAGGACAUGAGCAGCCAGCUUAGCUCCCUGAGUGGGCAGAUUGAAAACAUCACCAUGUUGUCAAAAACAAAUGAACAAAAUCUUGGAGAUCUCCAGGGACGUAGUAAAGAUCAAGAAAAUCGAACAACUGCCAGAUUUGACCAGUUUGAAGAACGCAUUGACUCUUAUGAGAGGGAUAUAACUACAGUUAUUAGCAAUAUUAGCUAUACUGCUAUGCACUUAAGGACUCUGACAAGCACCCUUGGUGAUGUCAGAACCUCCUGCACAUUUACUUUAAAUAAACAUGCAGAUCUACUCAUUGGUCUUAAUAACACAAUAGUUGACAUUCGAUCAGAUGCAUCAUCUCUCCGGUCACAACAAGAUGUAUUUGGAUCAAGGCUAGAUAGUGAAGUGACAAACUUAUCAAUGAUCAUGGAAGAAAUGAAACUGGUAGAUACCAAGCAUGGACAGCUCAUUAGGAAUUUCACAAUUCUUCAGGGACCACCCGGUCCAAGAGGGCCAAAAGGUGACAGAGGACCUGCUGGAGAACAUGGCCUUCCUGGAAUGAAAGGAGAAAGAGGUGACAGAGGAGAAAUGGGACAGCCUGGAUCUAGAGGUUCAAAAGGUCCUCAGGGAUUCCCAGGCCCACCAGGAGAAAAAGGCUCGGAAGGACCAAGAGGCUUCAGUGGCCCUAAGGGACAGAAAGGUUCUCCUGGUAGGAGUGGAACACCAGGACCAAAAGGAGAUGCUGGGCCCCAAGGACUACCUGGUGUAGGUGGUGUUCAAGGUCCACAAGGUCUUCCUGGACCACGAGGAGAUACAGGAUCACCUGGGAACCCUGGUGUACCUGGCGUUAGAGGACCUCCUGGCUUACCAGGUCAAAAUGGCCCCCCAGGUGAACCUGGUCCUCGUGGCCUAGUUGGCCCACCUGGCCCACCAGGCCCACCUGGCCCACCUGGGGUUACUGUUCCAUCUGGCCCACCAGGGUUUACCAAACCGUUAGCAAUACAAGUUGAAGUAGCAUCAGCAACUUCACCAAAACCUAAUGGUUGCCCUGCUCUUUGGAAAAACUUUAAAGAGAAGUGCUAUUAUUUUUCAACUGAUGUUGAUAUUUUUGAGGAAGCCCAAAAGAUCUGUGAAGAGAAAUCAUCAUCCUUGGUCAUUAUAAAUGACAAAGAGGAGCAGCAAUGGAUAAAAAGGCAAACAAGUAACAAAGGAAAUUUCUGGAUUGGUCUGACGGACAAGGAAAUAGAAAAUGAGUGGAAGUGGCUGGACAGAACCUUACCAACAUAUACGAACUGGAAGAUUGGGCAACCUGACAACUGGUCAAUUGGAUAUGAAGAAGGAGAAAAUUGUGCAGGACUGUCUCAGGCUGGAUUGUGGAAUGACUUCCAUUGCAGUGAAGCUAAUGGUUUUAUCUGUGAAAAAGAUACUGACAGAGAUGUGAGAAGCAGUUCCUGAUACAAAUGAAUCAACUGGCAUUUAAACAUCUCUCCACUCAAAGCUAUCUAAGCUAUGUAGUCCAGUGACCCACAGAAUUAAGCAUCUCACCUUGCUGAAGAGUAAUGUUGCCAAAUACUGGCAAUGUGACUUGGGGCUCAGUUUAUGCUUAAGCCCGAUGACUAUAUGCAAAUCAUUUGCGACUGCUGUUUACUUUCUGAAUCAUAGUACUGCACACAUUCCUAAAUUAGUGUGCUGGUAUAAAGUUGGCAUCAUCAAAAGCAUGUAAUACUGUGUUGGAAACUAUUGGAUAUCACAUGUAACAGAAAAUAUUAUAGUAUUGUACUAGAAGUAUUUUUAUUGUACUAAACUCCCACGUGUAGCAAAAGACUAUACAGAACAUAUAUUGUUACCGGUACUUGAAUAUAUUUUUAUGUUUUGUAUAGAUUUUACGUAUUUUUAUACUACUUGCCUUUUUCAGUACUUUUUUAAAACAUGGCACAAGGAUAUCAAAGAAAGUAAUAGCUGCACUGAUCCAGGCUGGCAGAGGUUUGGAGUUUGGAAAAUGGGCAGUGGUGUCUUAUUUUAAUGGCAUCUUAACGUCAGAAUGAAAAACAUUAAUAAUAACACAAAAAGAAAAGAAUAAAGAAGAAGCAGAAUGGUCAUGCUGAGUCUGCUUUCAUGACAACUGUAAAAAUAUGUUUACCUACCACAGCAGAAGUCACACAGCCAAAUGAUAUUCGUACAGAUGUUCAAACAGUGCGCCUCAUCAUACUACAGAGUUGCAUUUGUAGAUGAUUAUACUUGUGAAAACAUUAUGAAGCACUGAGGUGUGAACUGUUACAUCCACGUAGGUAUAGCAUAUGUGAUAACAUCUAUGUGCAUUUUGUACUUAACAUUUUUUUUAUUUAAAUUAAACUAUAGAGUUCCAAACAUGA
This is a messenger RNA of Protopterus annectens (West African lungfish), 3767 nucleotides long. It is a transcript of the gene COLEC12, whose product is annotated as collectin subfamily member 12. Gene Ontology annotation, molecular function: signaling receptor activity. NCBI's taxonomy places the organism in Eukaryota, Metazoa, Chordata, Ceratodontiformes, Protopteridae. Bases 562 to 2850 code for a protein of 762 amino acids. The record is from RefSeq and is a predicted model, not a curated record. The transcript has 10 exons.